Molecule: messenger RNA, 2327 nt
Organism: Amborella trichopoda
Lineage: Eukaryota; Viridiplantae; Streptophyta; Magnoliopsida; Amborellales; Amborellaceae
Product: dihydrolipoyllysine-residue acetyltransferase component 2 of pyruvate dehydrogenase complex, mitochondrial
Biological process (GO): pyruvate decarboxylation to acetyl-CoA
Cellular component (GO): pyruvate dehydrogenase complex
Molecular function (GO): dihydrolipoyllysine-residue acetyltransferase activity
Source: RefSeq, a predicted model, not a curated record
GUUUGUGACUCACUUGACGUAAAUUAGAAUGCUAGAUGAUAGGAAGUAUGCAACUUUUAUACAGGAUGGAAAGAAUAAAAGCUUUCUCCUAAAAAGUAUGGUGGGAUGUGGAAAAGUAGAAAUUGGGGGCGUCUAAAAUUUUCCCUAAAUUUUUUGAAUACCUUUCUUCAUAUUGCCCUCAGCGCACGAGGUGGCACGUAAAUUUCAGUUCUUGUUAAAUAUCUGAAAGAGAGAGGGGCUGUUGGUUUGUUGCCAAAAGAGCUUGAAGGAACGACGAAGAAGCGAGGGAAGAGUUCAGUUUUAGAGAGAGAAUGAUUGCUGCCAAGUUGGCUCGGCCAUUGGCCAGUCGCAGGAACCAAUUUAGUCGCAUCUCCAACUCUGUUGGUCUUCUAAGAGGACAUGGACAUGGUUUGGCCCCAGAAAAGAAAGCCAGAUAUGUUGUCUCCCCCAUUGGAGACUCGCUGACAUCAACGCACAGCUUCCACCUUAGCGAUGGAUCCAGAGCUUUUGAUUCAACUGAGGUUUCUCAGCUUGCAAAAUGCAAGGAAAUUUUUUCACAAAGUGUGACUCAAAUGGGUUCACAUAUGGCAGCCAUAUAUUAUACCUCUUGCACUAAGAGCAAGAGAUUUACCAACACCUUUGCUGGUUCACUGAUCCCUGCAAAAAGAGGAUUUGCAACUGACUCGGGGCUUCCUCUGCACCAAGAAAUAGGAAUGCCGUCUCUCUCUCCCACAAUGACCGAGGGUAACAUUGCGAGGUGGCUGAAAAAGGAGGGGGAUAAGGUCUCACCUGGCGAAGUUCUAUGUGAAGUUGAGACAGAUAAAGCUACAGUUGAGAUGGAAUGCAUGGAAGAAGGCUAUCUAGCGAAGAUAGUACAGGGGGAUGGAGCAAAGGAAAUCAAAGUUGGGGAGGUGAUUGCAAUAACUGUGGAAGAAGAGGAUGACAUAGCCAAGUUCAAAGAUUACACAGGUCCAUCUUCCACUGCUUCUGCUGCCCCUUCUUCUGGUGGUUCAUCUGAACAAGCCCCACCUAAAGAAGAUGUUCCCCAGACUUCUAGUGUUCCUGAAUUAAAGAGUAAAAAGACAGAUGGACUUUCUCAACCAGAUGAUCGCAUUUUCUCAAGCCCCCUCGCACGAAAGAUGGCAGAAGAUCACAAUGUGCCCCUUUCAAGCAUCAAAGGUACAGGUCCUGAUGGGCGCAUUGUGAAGGCUGACAUUGAAGAUUACUUAGCUAAGCAGGGUCCUACGCCUGUGUCCAAGGUGAAGGAUACUAGAGUAUCUCAAACACUAGAGUAUGAAGAUAUUCCACUUUCACAGAUAAGGAAGGUUACUGCAUCACGCUUGUUGCUAUCAAAGCAAACUAUUCCUCACUAUUAUUUAACUGUCGAUACACGCGUUGACAAACUUAUGGAAUUGCGAGGCCAGCUUAAUUCCUUGCAGGAAGGCUCUGGGGGGAAGCGUAUUUCUGUCAAUGACUUCGUAAUAAAGGCAGCUGCCCUCGCUCUUCGUAAAGUUCCUCAAUGCAACAGUGCAUGGAUGAAUGAGUUCAUAAGACAGUACCAUGAUGUCCAUGUUGGGGUUGCAGUGCAGACUGACAAUGGGUUAUAUGUUCCUGUCAUUAAGAAUGCAGACAAGAAGGGACUAUCUAUAAUAGCUGAAGAUGUGAAACAUUUGGCGCAAAAAGCGAAAGAUAACAAUCUAAAGCCAGUAGAUUAUGAGGGCGGCACAUUCACUGUGUCAAACUUAGGAGGGCCCUUCGGAAUUAAACAGUUCUGUGCUAUCAUCAAUCCACCCCAAGCUGGCAUUUUGGCUGUGGGAUCUGCUGAAAAGAGAGUGAUACCUGGACAAGUGCCUGAUCAAUAUGAUAUAGGCUCCUUCAUGUCUGUCACAUUAAGCUGUGAUCACCGCGUGAUUGAUGGGGCCAUUGGUGCAGAGUGGCUAAAGGCAUUUAAAGGGUACAUUGAGGAUCCAGUAUCAAUGCUGUUGUAGUUUUUUCCCUUGGAUUUUUUGAGGAAAUCAGCCUCUCAAUUUGUUGCCAGGACAUUGUUUGUUCACUAGCUCGUUCUCAGAGAUUCACAAUAUCUCGUUGAACAUUUUUGCGGCUGUGUCGGAAUAAGAGCUUUUAUUAUUGUGUAGAGAUAAUAAAUGUUUUAUUUUCUAGUGCUUCAGUCGCAUAUUGUGAGCAGGACUGAAUUAGCUUUGAUUUUCAUUUUUUUUCCUUUCCUUCUGUUUUGUUUUUUCUUUUGCCAAUUUACUACAGAAUAUAUAUUUGUUACAUGUGGUUUCUUUGGCAUUUUUAUUCCAUUCUGUUCAACUUUCUUCCUACUA